UUCAUCGUUGCAGUUGGCGCUUUAUACAAUAUAUAAUAGACUAGCUACUACGAAGCUAGCUAGCUCCUAUAUAUUAAUCGCCAUCGAUUCAUUGAUGAUCAGGAAGAAGAAGAGCACUGUACUUGUUAUUAAGGAAACAGAGGGGCCGGCCAUCGACGAUCCAACUGUAGUGCGUAGUGAAUUAGAUAGGUAGCUAGCUAGGCAGAGAGGCUUAAUUUUAACUCCUAUUUAUUUGAUUGUGAUCUUCUUGUGUUAUUUUAAUCAAUACACACAAUUGAUCGAGGAUCGAAUAUACACACAUACAUACAUACAUACAUACAUAAGAUGUGCACUAGAGGCCACUGGAGGCCAGCUGAAGACGAGAAGCUUAGGGAGUUAGUGGAACGUUAUGGACCUCAUAACUGGAACGCAAUUGCAGAAAAGCUCCAAGGAAGAUCAGGAAAGAGCUGUAGGUUGAGAUGGUUCAAUCAGUUGGACCCAAGAAUCAACAGGAACCCUUUCACAGAAGAAGAAGAAGAGCGUCUCCUAGCCUCUCACCGUAUCCAUGGCAAUAGAUGGGCUAUUAUUGCAAGGCUUUUCCCGGGACGCACUGAUAACGCAGUGAAGAACCAUUGGCAUGUCAUCAUGGCACGCAGAUGCAGAGAAAGAUCUAGGCUUCACGCCAAAUUAAUGACUUCUUCUACUACUAGUACUGCUGUGCCUCAAUCGUCAUUAACGGCGUCCAAUAUUAACAUCGAUAUUCCAAAAUCCUUUUCAAAACAAGAUCACCUGCAAAUCAACUGUGAUAUCACGAGGAACCUUGAUGCAUAUAAUUAUUUUGGGAAAUUCUAUCCAGCUUUCACUCAUAAUCCUCCUCCUCCUCCAUUUCCAAGAGAGUUCUAUUAUCCAAAUACCUGUGUCACAAUGCACCAAGAUCAUAAAGAUCAGCCAAUUGAGUUUUAUGAUUUUCUCCAAGUAAAUACUGAGUCGAAUGGAAGUGAAGUGAUAGAUAAUGCAAGAAAGGAUGAGGAGGAGGUUGAUCAGGAAGCUGUGGGACGACAGAUAAGCAAGGCAGCUGGUGCUCCUUUUAUAGAGUUCUUGUCUGUUAAUGGAAGUUCUUAAU
Prunus dulcis (almond) is the source of this 1102-nucleotide messenger RNA. Its product is annotated as transcription factor MYB52-like. The record is from RefSeq and is a predicted model, not a curated record. Gene Ontology annotation, molecular function: RNA polymerase II cis-regulatory region sequence-specific DNA binding; DNA-binding transcription factor activity, RNA polymerase II-specific. The transcript is spliced from 3 exons. The coding region runs from base 325 to 1101 and encodes 258 amino acids. NCBI's taxonomy places the organism in Eukaryota, Viridiplantae, Streptophyta, Magnoliopsida, Rosales, Rosaceae. Gene Ontology annotation, cellular component: nucleus. Gene Ontology annotation, biological process: regulation of DNA-templated transcription.